AAAAAAAGAUAACUUAUAAAAGGAACAAUCAUUUUGGUACAUGAAAACAUGAAAACAAGCCUUGGUUCUAAUAAUUUAUACUAGUAUAAGAAUUACUAUUGUGAGGAUUAAAUCAUAAUUAUCGUUUAACAUAUAUAUUGUUAUAAUAUUUAUUAUAUUAUUUUAUAAUAUUAAAAUGCCUGCAACAACUUUACACAAAUUUACGACAUUCAUAGGAUUGAUAUCAAUAUUACAUACAGCAUAUUCAGCUGCUCAACAUCGUUCAUAUUUACGAAUAACAGAACAAGAAUUCAUUACUUUACCAAUUGAUAUUUUAAUACAAGGCAUUAUCAGUUUAUUUUUGGUUAUGUAUGGAGUUAUGUAUAUUGCUGGUGAUUUCAAAGAAAUUCGAGCAGUUGUAGAUUUAGAAAACAAAUCUUGGGAAACAUUAAGAAAUCUUCCUUCAUUUCAAAUAUUUAAUCAUCGUGGUAGGUCUUUAUCGCCUCAAUAUACACAAUAAAAUAUUUUUAUUAUUUAUUCGUAAAAUGGACAUAUAAUUAAUGUAAUUAUUUAAAAACAAAUACAUAUACAAAUAGCGAAUAGAA
This is a messenger RNA of Apis dorsata (giant honeybee), 584 nucleotides long. It is a transcript of the gene EMC5, whose product is annotated as membrane magnesium transporter 1. The transcript has 3 exons. Gene Ontology annotation, cellular component: early endosome; EMC complex; Golgi apparatus. The record is from RefSeq and is a predicted model, not a curated record. NCBI's taxonomy places the organism in Eukaryota, Metazoa, Arthropoda, Insecta, Hymenoptera, Apidae. Bases 176 to 499 code for a protein of 107 amino acids.